CUAUCCCGGACCUGUUUUCGUGCGAUUCACGUUAAACCUAAACCAAGAUGUCGAAUAUGGCGCUAUAGCAGUUGAAUUAAUAUAGAAAUUGUAUUUUUUAGUCAUAGAAAAUACACGAAGUUCGGGGUGUUUAAUUUUAAAAACGUUUUUUUGUGAUAAAAUUAGUGACAAGGUGUGUUUUGUUGAAACGACGCCAACUGUGAAAAUAACGGUUCGAAAUCUACCACGUUUUUAAAUUUCAACACGUUUUUCCUUCAUUAAUUUCGCUGAAAUUGUGAUAAAAUGCUUUCGUUCAUAAUUUACAAAGAGCCGUGAUACUGGGUUUCGAUAUUAUACGUGGCAGAAAACGAAAUUUCCAACGCAUAGUUUCUGUGUUUAAUUUUGACUUUCUCACUUACCAAAUCACCUAUAGUUAUUUUUUUGUUAAUUUUUUUUCGAAGAAAAUGUGCGUUAAAUAAGGCUGCAUUAAAAUUAUAAUAAUUUGUAAUAAAUCGAAAAACGUAAACAUUAAAAAAAUAAUGAUGGGAAAGGUAAAUUAACAAUAAUGUGAAUGUCUGCAGUGUUGCUGUGAGUUUCCCUUAAAAAUUGUGCUUAAAUGUGUAUGCUAUGGAAAUUCAUUCCAUGAGGAUAAAUGAUCAUGGGCCAGUUCAGACUAAUACAAUGUCAUACCCUCAAAGGCAAACUCAAAAUCAUAGACCUAACCACAGCCAAACGGCGACGCAUUCGGCCGCCGAUAUAUACAAGCCAUCCAGGUCCCCCAUAUCGACUGCAGCGGCCCGUUACCCUUACCCAUCCUCACCCCAGCUGCAACCACAACCUCAGAAUGUACCCCCUCAACAGCAACGCUACCAGCAGCCUUCACAACAACAGCAGCAGCAGCAACAACAACCGUCACCGGCCCCGGUACCGGUGGCGGUGUCACAACCGCCGCCUCCGCCCAUUAUAUCCAGCGUCUUCCAUCGCGACUACCGGCAAAACCGGAUAUCGCUGCUGCAUCCCGAGUACGGGCCGGGCGGUCGGCCCAGGCCCGACCAUCACCAGCCGAACGUCCAGCAGGGAGUGGUGUGCGUCGAUGGAGGCGGGGGCGGUAUCAGCAUCGGCGUUGCCGGCAUCGCUGGUGGUGGAGGACUCGCGAGCGGCCAGCAACCGCUGAAGAAGAUGCGAUUGCAGGACAAGGAGGCAGUGCAGCCGCUUAGGAUCGACACACGGCCGGGGGCGUAUAAUCCACCGCUCGAGGCAAUUUCGCCGACUUUGCCGGAUCAGAUGACUCAGGACGACCAGGCGUUCCGGACAACCAAAGACGAACUCAUCCAGCAGAUAGGAAAGGUUGACAGGGAAAUCGCCAAGGCAGAGUCGCAGAUAUCGAUAUUGAAGAAGAAACAAGCAGAACUGGAAGAAAUCGCCAACAAACCGGCGGUCAAGUCUGAAGUGGAAGAAGAUACGACACCGAAACACCAGAGUUUACCGCAGAAAAUCUAUGCGGAGAACCGAAAAAAGGCCCAGAAUGCUCACGCUCAACUCGAUUCUCUGGGCCCGAAAGUGGAAUGGCCGUUAUACAACCAGCCCAGCGACGCGUCCGCUUAUCAAGAAAACAAGAGAAAAAACGUAGCUUUUAAGAGGAGGCUGUUAGAAUAUUUUAAAAAACGAAAUACAGAAAAAGAAUCCAGGAAUUCCUAUUUGACUGACACGUAUAGUAAGAUGAUGCAGGAUUGGCUGAGGAAGGUCGACAAGAUUGAAUCUAGUACAAAACGAAAAGGAAAAGAGGCAAAAAACAGGGAAUUCUUCGAGAAGGUUUUUCCGGAAUUGAGGAAACAACGGGAGGAUAAAGAAAGUCUUAUUAUUUGCAGAUUCAAUCGAGUCGGUUCCCGAGUAAAAUCGGAGGCCGACAUGGAAGAAAUCAUGGACAACCUCCAAGAACAGGCGCUCGAGGACAAGAAGAUGCGGAGCUACGCCGUCAUUCCGCCCAUCCUUUUCGAUCAACGCGAGAGGAAAAUCAAGUUCGACAACCACAACGGCUUCCUGGAGGACAUGGAACCGGUUUACAAGAGCAGGCAGAUCCUCAACGUGUGGUCGAACACGGAAAAAGAAAUUUUUAAGGAGAAGUACCUUCAGCAUCCGAAAAAUUUCGUUGUUAUAGCGUCAUAUUUAGAUAGGAAGUCGGUGGCCGACUGUGUACAGUACUAUUAUUUAAGUAAAAAGACAGAAAAUUAUAAACAGUUGUUUAGGAAGGCGCGGCAGCGGACGAGGAGCUCCAGGAAUAAUACGCAGAAAGUUAAUAGUAGUGCCAAUACAUCUGUGGUCGAUAUUAUGACGCCAGGUGUAACGACCCGCCUCCAACGAGAACAACAAGCGAGGACCGUAGUGCAACCUUCGCGAAACGAGCCCGGUAGUCAGCCUCAACAACCGACCGGUGAACCCCCCGCCACGGCGGCCACACCGCCCGCGGCUUCGACACCUACACCUGGAGCCACGACAACAACGCCGACAUCUUCGGUGGCAAGUCCGCCGGGCGCGGCGAUUACGACGCCGACGACGGCGGGCGCCAUGCCCACCCCUUCACCCACCACGGCCACCACCUCCUCGGAGAUGGCGUCCACCAGCACUUCUGUGAUUUCGAGUAGUAAUAGCGGGACGUCGUCGGUGGUGGUGACCGCUUCGGUAACGACGACGAAUUUGGAGGGUGAGAACGUCAUUGGGGCGACCGCGAUUCAGGAUACAACAACCACGACAUUGACCUCGACGUCGUUAGAGGACGUGAAGCCAAAGACUUUCCUCGGGUUUUCGGGUACGCCGGUGAGUACGUCAACGGUGACGUCGUCGGAGGAUCUGGCGACUUCUGGUGGCAAAUGUGUAUUUUCUUGUGGCGAGGAUGUAGUGAAAACGGGGAAUGGAAGUUCGAUCAUGCCAGAUGGAAUAAAACAGGAAAUCUUGAUGGACGGAGUAACUGUCAAAAAGGAGUUGGAAUCUCCUCAAGAAAUAGUUAGUGAUCAAAACAUGACAUCUACGUUAGGAGAAAAUAAAAAGAAGAAGGAGAGAAGAAAAGAAAAAGAUGCUCUGGUCGAAACCAGUGACGAAGAAGCUAACAAUAUUCAAGACAAAGCAGUCCAAGGAAACUGCGUGGUGUGUCAGGCCCAAUUAGGUCCUCAGCUCCAUUCCAGACCUUUAGCUCCCAGUCAGGCGUCCGUUUAUGGACUUCGCGAAGAUCAAGUACCACCAAAUUCGAGAGUAUGUAAUACCUGUCGUUGCAAGUCUGUCCGAUCCCGUUAUACUCAUUGCCCUCUGCCAUCCUGUCCAAACUCGAGAGGUAGAGUCAAACGACUUAGAUCGUUUCCAGACCGAUUGCAAGAUCUACCUGCGGAAGUCAAAGAACCGUUGCUGGCUGAAUUUCGAGUGCCCAGUGGAGUAACGAAGUGUUGCUCGGCUUGUUACAACAGAAUUCAGCGAAGACUGGGCCCUGUAGAGGAUUGGUCGGAAGAAGAAUUUAAUAAACUUAAGGCAGCUCUUACCGAAUUAGGCACCAACUGGCAAUUGAUCGGGGACAGAUUGAAUAAACCGCCACAAAAAGUUAAGAUGUUCGUUGCAGCAAAUCGCAAAAAACUGAAGAAUUGCUUCGGAGAGGAUCGAAAACCAGCUUUAUCCACUGACGAAGAAAGCGGUUCUAGCACUUCGAGUUGCGACGAGCCACUGAUAGACGGCGAUAGACAUUCUAGUGACACUGCUAGUGCUGCAGAAAGCCCGCCUGUUCAGGGCUUAAAUGAUAGUACAGUGAAAAAAGUAGAUUAUGAUUCUAGUGCAACUGAAACAGCAGAUGAGGCUCAAACACCUGAUCACUAUCAAGCAGCAACCAUAACGCCUGUUACUAAUGAUGGACAACCAUUAAGUGUUAAAGAUCUCGUAUUAAAUGUGAUAGAAUUUUCUUUAAUGAAAAACGCGGGAGGCCAACAACAGACGCAAAAUCCUCCAACAAGUGGCAUGGCGCCUACAAUUUCUUCAAUAUUAAAUAAUGAUUCCAAUGAAGUUACUAUAGUUAGCGAAUAUAAUCUCAAUAAUUUGAACAGUCAACAAAGACAGCAGAUACAACAACGUUCUGAUCUUAACUUAGCAAAAUUGGUUACACCCUUAAUAGGAGCGACAAUAACGCCUGUUUCUGGACCUGUACAAACGCAGUCUCAGUCGGAGCCCAUGCAGACGUCCCGAGAUGAUUUAAUCGUGUUGCAAGUUCCGGACGGUCGAGAACCAGAAACUUUAGAUCUUAGUAUAAAGAAACCUAGAGAACCACCUCCACCUGCCCACACAAAACAUCAACCUCAACCACAGUCUCAGCCGCAGCAGCAGCAGCAGCAACAGCAGCAGCAACAACAACAACAAAUACAUCGUUCCGAUCCUUAUAUGUACCACCAAGAACGGAAGAGUCCAGCCUUUUCGAUAAGGACACAACCCAAAAUAUCUAGUCCGAAACCUGCUAAUCCAAAAUCAGGCUCGAUCACCUUAGGGACUCCAAUAAUGUCUCAACCACGAUAUGAAGUUCUCAGACAAAUGCCUGAAACUAAGAUGGGCUCAAUUACCCAAGGUACACCAGUUAUUCCACAUAAUAUGCAAGAAAAAAGAGUAUACGAUUAUUAUAACAAAAGAGGAACAGUACCACCACCGCCACCACAAAGUCAAAAUCAGCAGUUGCAAUAUCCAGGACAAUAUAGGCAACCCGCUUACAAUGUCGAACAACAAUUGAGCUCUAGGCAAAUAAUUAUUAACGAUUAUAUUACAUCGCAGCAAAUGUUAAGUAGGAGGAAUGAAAAACCUCAGUAUUAUCCGGCUAAUUCUCCUCAUCGCACCCCACCACCGCCGCAGCCUGGACAACAACAAAGACAAGGUGUUAUACAGAGACACACUAGGCCACAAUAUUUGCAACCGGGACACGAAGCCUUAUCUUCUUUAGUUGAUGUUGCCGUUCAACAACCUUCUUUACCAGUUCCAAGUGCUCACGAAGGUCUUGGAAAAACAAUGGCUGAUAAUAUAUUAGAGCAACCUCACAGAUAUCAGAUGAUUCAGCAUCAACAACAGCAAUUAAGGCAACAGCAGCAGAGAAUAGAGGAACAACGAAGAGCAGUUUUUCAUCAGGCACAGCAACAGCAGCAUCAACAGCAGCAACAACAACAGCAUCAACAGCAGCAGCAGCAACAUCAACAACAGCAGCAGCAGCAACAUCAACAACAGCAGCAGCAGCAACAUCAACAACAACAGCAGCAACAUCAACAGCAUCAGCAGCAACAACAACAUCAGCAGCAACAACAGCAUCAGCAGCAUCAACAGCAGCAACAACAGCAUCAGCAGCAACAACAACAGGUGCAACAUCAACAAAAUAGGCAACCGGUACGACCCGAUAACAGUACUUUAACUGCAGCUAGCUUAAUCGAUGCCAUUAUAACGCAUCAGAUAAAUCAGACCGCCGAAGGAGGUAGAGAAGUUGUUACGAAUACUAGAGAGCAAAGAGCGGGAGAUCUGCUUUUCCAAAAGUUCCACCGCGGCGAACCGCCUCCGCAGCAGGCUCAGGAUAACGGAGAGAGGCCGUCAUCGGUUAUAAGUGUCGAUUUGGACGGAGAUACUAUAAAUAAGAAUCUUACAGUGAAAGAGCUAACCGACUCUGUCAUUAGUCACGAUUUCGGAGCCCGACAACCUUAUUAUCAUUUACAAGAAAACAUGAACGAACAAUGGAAACGAAGAAUACAACAGCAACAUCAACAUCAUAACGAUGACAAACGUUCUCAAACGCCGCUUCAAGACGAAAGACAGAUUAUAAGGAUUGCUCAGCCGCAACAAAAGUAUAUAGAGAGGGUGGAGUCUGCAUCGCCUGAUAACAAUCAUUGGUCCGAACAGAAUUUCCGAAGAUAUCCCCAAAAUCAGCCACACAUCUCUCCCUUAGAUUAUGUAAAAAAUAGAAUUGUAGAAGUUAUGAGAACCGAAGAUGAUAAUAAGAAAGAUCUCCAAGAUGGUUCACAUUCCCAGGAGAAAGAUCGCAGCGACAGUCCCGGCGAUAUGGUGAUCGAUGAAGAAAAACACGAAAACGAGUUUAGUCAGCAGCAGCAGCAGCAGCAGCAGCAGCAGCAGCAACAAAGUUCCCAGCAGCAGAGCGGCUUUUAUUCUUUCAUUCAUAAAGAUUCCACUGCCAAUGACAAUUCGAGAAUUAAUGAACCUAAACCUCUGUUGAGUGCGCAGUACGAGCCGCUUUCUGAUGAGGAUUAACGUUUGAAGAUAUCUGUGUUUUAGACUUUUUUGAAGUUUUCUUCUUGUCUGUACAUAAUAAGUAAUAAGUGAUAUUUUAGGAUAUGUUUAAUGUUAUUUACACUUGGAACCUGGCCCUUGAUUGAUACUUUUCAUAAAUAUGUGGUUUGUGGAACUGAAAUUUAUAUUUUUUAUCCGACUGAAUAUCUUCAUAUUGAUUAAUAUUAUAAAUUAUACGACAUUUGAUUAUUUUUUUUUAUAUAUAUAAAAAAAAAUAAUAUAUCAAUUGUGUAAUGUCUAAUGACUGUUUGUUUUGUAAAAAAAUUAGAUUGACUAAAUCAGUCUGGAGAUAUAUAGUUGUUUUAUAGAAUACAAUGUGUCUAUUAGAUCUCGUAUAUACGUUGAAAAUUAUUUUUGACUAAAAUGGGAAACUUACACUGGUGUUGUAUGAAUGAAAUAAAAAAAAAUUAGGGAUUUAUUUAUUAAAGUUAAAAUUUAACUUUUAUUAAAAAUGUGUUUUCAAAUUAGUGCAGCUCAUUACAGCAUUCGUUUGGAAAACUGUUUAGAUUUUUAUCUUGUGAGGAAAAUUGUACUGAUUAUAAAAAUGAAAAUAAGCAAUCACUGAGUUUAAAAAAAAUGUUUAUAGAUACACAACAUCAGAUUUAAGGUUACAAUUGUUUUUUUCAAUUUAUAAUGAUGUUUUAGCGUUCAUUGAGUGAAAUGGAUUUCAUAGCAUGAACGCCACGACUACCUGAAAGCGCAUUGGUUGAAAUAACAGUUGUCUUUUGUUGUCUUUAGCUGUCUUCAUUUGUCUUCAAAUGAAUUAAUUGUCUUUAGUUGUCUUCAUUUGUCUUCAUUUGUUUUCAUCUGUCUUCAUUUGUCUUCAUUUAUAUUCGUCUUCAUUUAUAUUUGUCUUAAUUUGUCUUCUUUUCUCUUCUUUGGCGUAAUUUAUCUUCGUUUGUCUCUUCAUUUGUCUUCAUUUAUAUUCGUUUUAAUUUGUCUUUAUGUUUCUUCAUUUGUCUUAUUUUGUCUUCUUUGUCUUAAUUUGUCUUCAGUUGUCCUUAAUUGUAUUUAAUAUUGUCUUCAAUAUUAUCUUUAAAUAAUGUUUACGCUUUAGUCCAAAAUAUGAGUUGAAGUUGUUGAACGCAUCGUGACAUUUAUGUGUCAUGACAGAUAAUGACAAUUGUUAUUAGGAUUUCUUCUUUCCCAGUUAAAAAGAAAUUAUUUUAUUUGCGUUAAGUGCAUACGCCAGAGCACGCAAGCUUACGUAUGAACGUGAAGGAUAUUUUAAUGCGCAUGGGUAGAUGUGUAGACGUGUUUUGAAAAAACCACAUGUCAGUUUUUCAGAAAUUUUAUGAUAUGACACAUGGGUCUAUAACAUAAGUAUCUAAGUCCCUUGGGUGGAGAAAAUCCGCCAAAUUACCGGUAGUCCAAGAUACGAACGGUUAAUUUCGACCAUUUUUUUCAUAAACCUCAUAAUAUGUCACCGGCAGUUUUCAUUAAAUACAACAAAAGUUAAAUUUGAAGACAACUGGAGUUUAUGCAAAGAACACUUCA
This is a messenger RNA of Psylliodes chrysocephalus, 7776 nucleotides long. The record is from the annotation of a GenBank genome assembly. Lineage: Eukaryota; Metazoa; Arthropoda; Insecta; Coleoptera; Chrysomelidae.